Triplophysa rosa is the source of this 3519-nucleotide messenger RNA. RefSeq names its product nucleolin (gene nucleolin). The transcript is spliced from 24 exons. Lineage: Eukaryota; Metazoa; Chordata; Actinopteri; Cypriniformes; Nemacheilidae. The record is from RefSeq and is a predicted model, not a curated record. Gene Ontology annotation, molecular function: RNA binding. The coding region runs from base 102 to 3212 and encodes 1036 amino acids.
UCAAAGAAGACUUUGUAUACGGCGUGCAGAAGCACAUGUGCCUGAAGAGUUUGUCUUGUUAAGUGUUAUUUAUCUGCUUUAGCGAAAAACAUCGUUUACUCAUGAUGGAACUAGCCGAGGCACCUCAGGCGGAAAAUUCGCUCCCACCUCCGAAAGAAGUCAAGAAAGAGGCCAGCGAGGAGGACAUCUUUGAGGAAGAGGCACUGCUGACAGAAGAUAACAAGGAUUCUGAUUAUCUAAAGAACGAUGUGACAGAUCCUCGCACCUUGUUCAUAAAGAACCUUCCCUUCUCUGUGAAACGAGAUGAACUGAAGAAAGUCUUUGACCAGGCCACAGACAUUGAAAUACCAGUAGACAAUGAAGGUUCUACCAAAGGAUAUGCAUUUGUGGAGUUUGAGAGUGUGGAUGAUGCUGCAGAGGCACUGAAGACCUGCAAUAAGAUUAGGAUAAGAGACAAAAAAGGGGACUACAUAGAUGGAAGAGGGAACUCUGAAUCUCCUGUAACUCAAGCAAAAAGGAAAGCAUACACAAAAGACAAGGAAACACCCCCAGCCAAGAAAACGAAAAGUUAUGGAGAAGGCUUCAGUCUCUUGAUUGACAGCUUGAUCCCAGGGAUGGCGUUCAAAGAAAUGAAGUCGGCAGUCCGAACGUUCUUCUCAGAGGAAGGAAUUGAAAUUCAGGGUGUGCGCCAUGGCCGGUCCACGGAAUUUGGCUAUGUUGAAUUUGCUUCAGAGGAAGAUCUAAAGAAAGCUUUGGAGCUGAAUGGCAAGAAGUUAAGGGACCAACCACUGAAACUUGACACAGCCAGUUACAAAGAAAACUUCCAGGAAAUCCAAGAGCGAGAUGCACGUACUUUGUUCAUAAAGAACCUUCCACACUCAACAAAGCAAGAUGAUCUGAAGGAAAUCUUUCCAGAAGCCAUUGAUGUCAGACUACCAUUUGGCAAAAAUGGUUUUACUAGAGGAAUUGCUUACAUUGAGUUUGCGACUGAAGCUAUUGCUGACAAGGUGUUUGAGGAGGCACAAGGGUCUGAUGUUAAAGGAAACUCCAUCGUCAUCGAUUACACAGGAAAAAAGACUACCGGACUGCUAGAUAUUAAUCCAACAAGCAGACUAAUUAUAAAGAAUCUGUCAUUUAAUGUGACUGAAGACUCUCUUCGGGGUAUGUUUGAGAAGGCUGUGAUUGUCAAAAUACCAUACAAAUAUGACAGUCCGCAAGGGUAUGCCUUGGUGGAGUUUGAGAGUGUAGAUGAUGCCAAAGAGGCAAUGGAGACCUGGAACUUCAAAGAGUUGGAUGGCAGAAUGGUCAGACUAACAUACAUGACAAAAAAGGAAAAGAAAAAGGAUGAAGAAGGGGACUCUGCAUCUCAUGUAACUCAAGUAAAAAGGAAAACUGACACAAAAGACAAAGAAACGCCCCCAGCCAAGAAGGUAAAAAGUGAUGAAGAAGAAUUCAUUCUCUUGGUUGGCAAGUUGAACUUGAAGAAGGAUGUCCAUGAAAUUAAAUCAGCAAUCUCACAUUUCUUCUCAAAUGAAGGCCUUAAAAUUCAGAAAGUGCGUCUUGACAUCACCAAGAAAUUUGGCCAUGUUAACUUUGCAUCAGAGAAAGAGCUACAGAAAGCUUUGGAGCUUGAUGGCAAGAAUUUAAUGGGCCAACCAGUGAAACUUGACAGAGCCAGAAGUAAAGACUUGGUAGGAAACAAAGCUGCUAAUUUAUCAAACAAAAUUCUUGUUGUGCACAACCUGUCAUAUAGUGUGACUGUGCACACUCUCCGGCGCGUGUUUGAGAAGUCAGUGGCCAUCAGAAUACCACAAAAAGACGGCAGGCUGCAGGGAUUUGCAUUUGUGCAGUUUGAGAGUGUGGAAGAUGCCAAGGAAGCGCUGGAGAAUUGCAACAACAAAGAGAUUGAGGGCAGAAUUGUCCAUAUAGAGAUCUGCAAAAGCAAGGAAGAAAGAGAUGGAGGAGGAAUGGGGAACUUUGCUGCUGUUCAAUCAAGCAAAACUCUUCUUGUAAACAACUUGUCAUUGAAUGUCACCAAAGACUCUCUCUUUUGUGUGUUUGAGAAGGCGGUGGGCAUCAGGAUAUCACAGAAAAAAGGGAAAUCGAUCAGAUUUGGAUUUGUGGAGUUUGAGAGUGUGGAGGAUGCCGAGGAAGCGCUAGAGACCUGUAACAACGCUGUGAUUGAGGGCAGAAAUAUCAGACUAGAGUUCUGUCAAAGCAGGGAAGAUAAAGAAGCCGAAAUAGGAAACUCUGCUGCUUUUUCAUCAUCCAAAGCCUUAAAAAACGUGCCAUUCAGUGCGACCAAAGACUCUAACCAGAGUGUGCCUGAGAAGUCAGUGAGCAUCAAAAUACCACUUAAUAUUGGCAAUCAGAAGGGACGUGCAUUUAUGGAGUUUACGAGUGUGGAGGAUGCCAUAGAGGCACUAAAGACUGUGAACAAGGCCGAGAUCGAGGGCCAAAGUGUAACACGGUGUCACACAGUGUUUAGUCAGAGCAAGAAGAUGGAGGAGAAGGUGGAGGGAGAAAGAUGGAGCUCUCGACCCUUAAAAACCCUGUUUGUCAGAGGCCUGUCAGAAGAGACUAAAGAUCAGACACUGAAAAAUGCAUUUGAUGGAGCCGUCAGCGCCAAAAUCAUCACAGAUCGAGAUACAGGAUCCUCAAAAGGAUUUGGUUACGUAAACUUUGACAGUGAAGAAGACUGCAAAGCUGCAAGAGAAGCAAUGGACGACUGUGAGAUCAAUGGAAAAAAAGUGUCUGUGGACUAUGCCCAGCCCGAGGGAGGUCGAGGCAGAGGUGGUUCCUUUGGCCAAGGAAGGGGUGGUUUUGGUGGACGAGGCGGAGGAAGGGGUGGUUUUGGUGGACGAGGCGGAGGAAGGGGAGGUUUUGGUGGACGAGGCGGAGGAAGGGGUGGUUUUGGUGGACGAGGCGGAGGAAGGGGUGGUUUUGGUGGACGAGGCGGAGGAAGGGGUGGUUUUGGUGGACGAGGCGGAGGAAGGGGUGGUUUUGGUGGACGAGGCGGAGGAAGGGGUGGUUUUGGUGAACGAGGCGGAGGAAGGGGUGGUUUUGGUGAACGAGGCGGAGGAAGGGGUGGUUUUGGUGAACGAGGCGGAGAAACGUGUGGUUUUGGUGGCCGUGGAGGUGGAUGUGGAAGAGGCAGUGGCUUCAGGGGAAGGUCAAGAGGAAGAGGUGGAGGACGAGGAUCUGGGAACUAACGCAUAAUACUAUUACCUGUUAGUGACCGUGUACAGCUUAAGAUGUCCUUUGUUAUAUAAUUAAUUAAAAUCGAUGUGGCAUGUUUUAAUUAAUUUAGAUGUAUGGAUGGCUAAUAAGAGCAGCAGAGGUGAGUCAUCAGAGUACAAACAUCUCGCCACUUCUUUAUCAAAAGCGGUUAACCAAUAAGUAAAAAGUACUUUGUUAUUUAAGUACUUUUUAUAUUUUCCAGAUAUAUAAAUGUUCAUUGUUUCCAGAUAAAUAAAUGUUCAUUGUUUCCAUAUAAAUAAAUGUUCAUUGUUUUAAAGA